This is a messenger RNA of Thyridium curvatum, 1959 nucleotides long. RefSeq lists its product as uncharacterized. The record is from RefSeq and is a predicted model, not a curated record. Gene Ontology annotation, molecular function: ATP hydrolysis activity; ATP binding. The coding region runs from base 1 to 1959 and encodes 652 amino acids. The transcript has a single exon. NCBI's taxonomy places the organism in Eukaryota, Fungi, Ascomycota, Sordariomycetes, Thyridiales, Thyridiaceae.
AUGCAACACGGUCAAGCGCGGAAGGAAGCCUCUGCUGCGAUCAUCGUUCACAGGAUAGCAGAAGCUGAUUCGCAAGUUUCUCAUCUCUACCUGGACCGACCAAGGUGGAGUCUGAGAGGCAAUGCAACGAUGGUUGUGGCGGGCCAGCAUCCAAUCUUCGACUUGCCAGCGUUUCUGACGGAGCACUCGGAGGUGGCCUUUCUGGUGUACCGGGACUAUCAGUCAUCACAACCAUAUUCUCCGGGCGCUCCGGACAGAUAUGUCGAGCACACAUCGGAAGAGAUCGUGCCCGCAACGAGCGACCUGAAGCAGGCGCUCACUAAAUUGAACGAUUUCAUUAGUGAGCCUUUUGCGCCCAAACAUUACGCCAACCAUACCUUCCAAGCAAAUUUGCCGAUGUCCUCGCCGUACCCAUCUAUUUUCCGUAUCCGCGAUCGGAAAGACACGUUCCUGAGUACAUUGAGCCAUGAAGAGGCGCGUCAGUUUCAAGUCGUAUUCGACUACGUGCUGGCCGAACUCUCCGAGGAGUAUCAGACAGUCAACUCACUACUCAGCAGGAAGAGGAUGACUUACCCUUAUCUCAAGUACCUCUUUUGGCCUGGGGAGCUUUUGACCGCCGGCCGUGGCUCCAGCAUGCGAGGAUAUCUGUCAACAUCUACGCUGUCUCUGUCCAGCCGCGAAACCGCUCAGAACGUGGAGUAUUGGAAACUUGAUUCGAUAACUUGGGAUUUCGACGGAUCCUUCUCACGAAAACAACAUCAGUUUACCAUGGUAUUCAGCACAGAUAAGAGUUUGGAACUGGACGUUGAGGACCUUCCCGUGAUACCGUCAAGGCUUCAUGGUGGCGCUGACCUUCUUCGACUCUGGUGCAGGGGUCAGAAAUUUUGGAAGUGUCGUUCGGCACGACUAGUCUCCUACCAGGCCAGAUCAGAUCUCAUCUCUCAGCACCCUGAUAGUGAGAGAUUUAUGGUCGAUGUUUCAAAGUUCAACGAGACACGGAUGCCCCCCCACAACCACGUCUCUCCGAACCUUGGAGAGACCUCUACUUCCAAUUACGUGAUUAAUCACAUGACCAGUGACACUCCCCCCGAUCAACUCUUUCUCCAAAUGUUGCCAUCAACGAUCAAAGGUUAUAGUCUCGAGCGAAAGAAGUGGCUUGACCUGGAGGUGGACGGGAUAACCGAUGUGGCUUGGAACAAGAAGGCCUGGGAGUAUCUUGUUCUGGACUGCAAAUCCAAACAAACCUUGCAAGCACUGGCAUCGGGCUGGUUAAAGCUUGCCAAGUCAGCGGUUCUUGGUGGCAACCAAUCGGCGGACUAUAUCAGUGGCAAAGGCACUGGGCUUGUUCUGCUUCUGCAGGGGCCUGCUGGCACCGGGAAGACACUGACUGCGGAGAGCCUGGCCGAAUCGCUCGAGAUGCCACUCCUUCCUGUCUCGUGUGGAGAUUUCGGAACCGAUCCCAAGAGGAUGAAGGGUCAUUUAGAAGAUAUCCUCGCACUCGGGAAGGCAUGGGGAUGUGUCAUACUACUGGACGACAUGGAUCUGUUCCUGGAAGAACGGUGGCCCAACGACCACCAACACAAUGCCAUGACGUCGGUACUUGCGCGUGCUCUCGAGCACCACGACGGAAUCAUCAUUCUGACGUGCAACCGGGUCGACACUCUCAGCGACGCCUUCAAGUCUCGCAUCCAGCUGACGGUGCAAUACCCUGCCCUUGUUCCUUCCCAGAGAGCGCAGAUCUGGAGGAAUCUGAUUUCUCGGAUCUGCCACCUCCGGGACGCAAAUAUGGACUUUGAUGACCUGCUUGAGCACGUCGAGGAGCUUUCACAAUAUGAGAUGAAUGGAAGGGAGAUACGCAAUGUGUUCACGACAGCUCGCCAGCUUGCCGAGGCUCGGAUGAUGCAAAAUCUUGACCACAAUCACAUAGAAGACAUCAUCCAUAGGGAGGGUACUCUUUAA